Messenger RNA from Varroa destructor (honeybee mite), 4482 nucleotides. RefSeq lists its product as uncharacterized. The record is from RefSeq and is a predicted model, not a curated record. Lineage: Eukaryota; Metazoa; Arthropoda; Arachnida; Mesostigmata; Varroidae.
GGAUUUUUAAUUUAAUCUUACUCAAAAUUUUUAAUUCGAUAAGAAUAUUAAAUUAUCUUAUUAUUACAUGUUGGUGAAAGCCUUGUGAGUGUUAUAUUACUUGAGCGCUUAUUGUAAACGCAACCGAACUAAGCAGCAAUCAUGUUUACACCGAUAUAUGCGCAACUUAAAAUGACGCAUUUUGGUUUUCGACUAGAACCACUAUGAGUUAACGUUUCAUGGUAGCAUGAAUUCAUUGUUACGGGAGUUAUUAGCGUAACGUCUAUUAACGUACCGUAUAAAGUGGCGAAUUCAAGGAAUUCGCCGUUACUGUCUAUGAAAAAAAAAAACCGAGAUUUUGCUUUGUUUAACUUUAAGGUCUUGAAAGACUGUACGUACAGCAAUUAAAAUUAAUAUAAACUACAUUUAAUUUUUCGUUACAAACAUGUUUAUGAAUAAUAUAAAUAAAACUUACUGGGCAACGUUGUUGUGGCACCGAACUUCAUAUAUGCAAUAUGCCACUGUUCUCUUAGUGUACACGCAAACAUUCAUAUCUCUUCAGCUAUUGUAGCUAUAGAAUAUAGAUCUCCGUAUUAUAGUGGGUAUAAAAUUAUGUGAUACCAUGUCUCUUGGAAAUACGUUAUGCAUACUAUUAUCAAAGCUAACAUCAUUUGCCCUGCAAUGGAUUAAGUGGAUUAUUAAGUGCUCAAAGCUCGACAAUUAAAAAGUAAAUGCUUCUAAUAACUUACUUAUAUAAGUUAGUGGUUUCCGUCAAGCCUUACGUUACGGUUGCCAGGAUGGCUUCUUUUGUUUGGCAGUCAAGCCUGGCAAAUUUAAGGAUCGAUAUUAAUGCGUUGGUAUGGAAGAUUGAGCUGACUUCGAAAAGUGCGGAAGCUUUAGCGUCUGUUGUUUCAGCAGACGUUGAAUACUGCGUCGAAAAUUGUGAAGAGGUCAGCGCACAUGUUAAAUCGGCAAUGUUUUCACUGGAAAAAGCGUUCCAGGCCGUGAACCAAGCCAUAAAAUGCAUGAAAACAUAUAACACGCCAUCGAUGCUAGAAUUUCCAGUUCAAGUUUUUGCGAUUGAAAAUACCCGUGCAUCACUCGCGGCUAUUCCAGUUAAAAAGGAUGUUACUCAGCCUACAUCUGUUUUAACUUCUGCUUCGAGUAAUCAUUGGACCACAGCCACAGAUGAGGUGUCAUGUGCAGCCGCAGUGAGUAGUAACUCCUUCGAUACGGUCACAGAUGUUAGUGAAUGCACACCAGUCGAGGAACUGCCUGUUAAUGUCGGAGCAAAAAAUCAGAGUGCAGUCAUUAGGGAAACCAGAGACCAGAUGAUUCCUGUUAGUGGGAAGCCACCGAUGAAACAUGGCUCAGUCUCAGCACUACAGGGCAACAGUGAAACUGAUGCCAAAUUGUCAGAGCAAGCUUCCGCUACAAAUUUCAGGUUCCUGUCUCUUAAAAACACAAGAGAACAUCGUCACGUCGCCAAUGACGAAUUCAGCAUACAGCUGCCUCGGACAUUUUCAUCACCCCUAGUGGCGCCUAUGGUAUGCACGACAAGUACUACGACGGUAACAACAACACAUAUCGACGAUUCGGCCAUGGCGGACCACUUUAGCAACGUUGUUAAGGACUACGCUGCUGGUGACUCUAACAGCAAGAAGCAACCUAUUACACCUUUGAGGUACGACGCCGCGGAAUUUGUUCCUUCCAGUACUUCUUUAAUGGCAACUUCACGCCAGAAUAAUGAACUCAAUGCUCGACCGCAUACGAUUGAGGUACUCCGAGGGGCUCGCGAUGCCAUAGAAAAAAUCUGUAUGAAUCAGCCGAGAUUUACCCAUUCGGAACAGCUCGUCGAUGUUAAUGAGCAAUUCAAUAAUACUAGUUGCAACAGAGACUAUAACUUAGAACUCAAUGACAGAGAGCAAUACAUUUUCAGUGAUAAUAGUGUCGAUGGCCAAAAAAAAGUCAAUAGUAAGGUCAAUGGCGCCUUAGCUAGUCGACUACCACAGACUUCUCAUCCAAGUGGUGCUCAACCGAAAGAUGGUUCAUUUGACGGGAAUCCUGAGGGUGGUUUAAAGGAUGGUGGUAAACAAUUAACCAAGGUCGAUAGAGAUGGUCAAACCGGGGCAGAGUUUCAUCCACCAGAUGGCACUGAUCCAAUUUCAACCAGCUCAAGCCGGCGCAGUAGUUUUUCUUCGAGGGAAUCCGACGGACUAAUACUUAAAGGUGCCUUCCAAGUACGGGUACCGCCUUUAUGGCGGUACGUGUUGGCAGAAGUUACCUACAUUGACAGGGAAAAACACUUCGUGUAUAUCGUGCUCAGAGAAGACAACAAUCUGCAAAGGGCAAUUUGCGAUGAGGUUCUGAAGGCCGAUUGUGAAGAAGAACCUUCGGAUGAUCAUCUUUGUCCGCGCAGUACAAUUGUAGUUGCGCCCUAUGACGAUGUGUUGUAUCGAGCUAGGUUUGACGGUUACGUAAAAAACGACCAAGUCAAAGUAUAUUUUCUCGAUUUCGGCAACUCAGAAAUAGUGCCUCGCAAGAAUAUCCGCUUACUUCCAACGGGGAAAAAUACAAAAAGUGUCCUGAAAACUUGUCAGCUUGCAAUUCCUUGUGAACUGGAGGACCACCUACCAGAGCUCAAUGUGUUAGACAAGCUAGACAAGGCGGUUGGAUCAGAGCUGGUUCAGGUCUUGCUCGUCGGCUCACGGCAGGAUGUACAUGAGAAAAUAUAUCUAAUCAAGGACAUCGUGUACGAUGAAGAAGCGACCAAUUUUAUUAGCAUGCCGAUGAAUACCGCACUUAAAAUUGAUAACGCGACAUACAAGGUCAGCCACGCAAAUGAUCCGCACAACAUUUGGAUUAUAAACAGUGAGUCCUUGGAAGAAAGGCAAGCUAUGGAAUCAGAAAUCUACAGUUUACCAUCCCUGCGGUGCACUGAAAUUAUGUGUCUCAAGAAAGGACACUUCGUUACAUUCCAUCGAAAACGCGCAAAAGUUACUGAAGUUAAUGGAUCUCAUAUCAAUUUACACAUGAUCGACUAUGGCAGAUCGGUAUACCAGGUUGAUAUUACCGAAUGUAGAAGGCCGCCUCUUGCAGCAUUUCUAGUACCUGCGCUCGCGACGCGUGUAAGUCUAGCAAGCUGCGAAUUCGAUAAAAAUUCCUGGACACCUGAAAAAACGAAGAAAUUGCAAAACUACUUAGCAGACGGUGAAUUUCGUGUGAGUUUCCCUUCUGGACCGGAAUCGGAUAAAGUAUUUAUGACGAACAUCGUUACUGAGAAGCUAGUUGUUAAAGAUCUGUGUAAGGUACUGGGCCUUUGCUCUCUGAAGAGGAAAAAUUAAAUUUAAACAAAAGCUUUUUCUAAAAAGAAAAACAAUUAAAUGUUGUUUAUUUGUACAAUUUGGCCCUUAGUCAAUCAUGCAAUUGUCCUUUUCCUAGAAAAUGACGCUUCUAAUAUGCAAAAUAUUUUCCAAAACACAUUCAACAGUGAUGUCUACCAUACAGUGUCUUAUUAUUAGGCAAGCGUUGAAAAUUAAGUGCUUGUGAGAGACAGGGCUGUGAUAGAAAGAAAACCUACUAAGUUGUAUAUUUAAUUGGUAUAAGUUGUAGUUUAAAGUAUUCUGUCUCGAUCUUCGAGAACGCUGGAAGUGUGGUCCGUAACUUAUAGGAAGAUAUAGACAUUCAUAAUAGUAUGAAAAUCUUUGAUUUUUCUCUUUCGAAUAAAUGUCAUCUUGCAAUACGAAUCCAAGUGGUCAUUGGUCACACUUUGGGCAAGUGUUCGUGAGAUUGUGUCGUGUUUUGAUCUUGAUGUAGUGAAAUGCUAGGAAGGGCCCUGCGAAAUGUGAGAAGGAGCUCCUUCAACAAAAUCAUUUCUUAGGUUAAUUGACCCAAAACUAGCAAUUCUUUGCCUUAAUUAUCUGAGUCUACUUCUGCUGCUUGUAAGCUACAUUUUGGGCUGAUAACUCGCAGUUGGAUGAAACAAAAAAAUUGUCUUUAAUAUGUGUCCUAUACUAAUAUUAGUCGCUUAGAUAAAUACAAUACAAUACAAUAGAAUUAAAGCAGUAGUGUUUAUUUUUGUGUUUCCAUAAACAGCUACGUCAUAUGUACGUUGUAAUAGGAAUCCCUAAAACAUCGUGCAAGAUUUAAAAAAAUUCGCAACUUUUAAAUGAAAAACUUCGCAUUUAAAGACCUCGUUGACUAAAAACUGCCCGUGAGCUUUUGAAUUGUUACUGUCGCUACAAUACCUGUAAAGGCGACAGCAAUUGUAUACUACGAGCAGUACUAAUUACGUACAGUACGAGUGGAACUACCUUCUAAAUUUACGCAGAGAGAUAGUGAUACGUUGAUCGUCCUAUAUAUAUUUUCUUGACUGAACAAAAACGAGCGCGGUUUAAAUCGAUUCAUCAUUAUAAAUUUGUAUAAGUUUUAUUGGUAUAAUAAUGGAUGAUAUUUAACAAAAAUGAACUAGCCACCUUGUCGUUGGCAAGUAGGCAUAUGGUA